Messenger RNA from Stomoxys calcitrans (stable fly), 2742 nucleotides. RefSeq names its product alpha-protein kinase 1. The record is from RefSeq and is a predicted model, not a curated record. NCBI's taxonomy places the organism in Eukaryota, Metazoa, Arthropoda, Insecta, Diptera, Muscidae. The transcript is spliced from 4 exons. Bases 114 to 2339 code for a protein of 741 amino acids.
AAGAAACAAAAAAAAAAAAAACAAAAGCUGAAUAAUUUGAAAAUUUACUCAUUAAACAUUGCUGUGGAUUGGUUUUAUUCACCUUACUAUAACAAUUGGAUAAUCUCAUAAUUAUGAAGUUGACUCACAUUACCUGUCUUCUAUUGUGUCUGCUGGGCACGCAUACCUUUGGUGGGGUCAGGGCGGAUGACGAAAGCUCAACGGAGACCAAUGAGAUCAUACCACGCGAGGCCAUACAAAAAUUAGAUAUAUCUGUAAGAAAAGCCCUACUACGUGCCAUAGAUAAGCUGGAGCAAGAAGCCCAAAAUGAAAAUGACGAAAACGAAGGUGAGCUAGAGAGUGAAGGCGGAGAGGAGGAUGAUGAGGUGGCCAACACUACUAUUCCCUCAAGUAUAGACAUACAACAAGGCUCAACCGCUACACCCCCCACGACGGAGACUAAAGAUGAAAUUCUGGAGGAGAGCACCAAUGCUGCGGAUGUUUUUCCUUCAGUACAGUUCUUCACCGCCACCUACGAUGAGAACAAUGCUCGGGAGCAACCUCUAUCAGCCUUUAUAGACAAAACCAAAGCCCUCAGAAAGAAUCCGAAGCACAAUCUGGGGUCACCGGUCGUAGUGAAUACAAAUGCGGGCGAAAACUCCGCCGAUAAUCAUCAGGCAUCCCGUAGUGUUGGCAACAGCUUGCAGACCAAUGAAAUUUCUUCAAAUACCUUUGAUGAAAUCAAAUUUGAGAUUCGCAAUUCAAAACACAAUCAGAAAUCGGCAACAACUACGACCACCACCACUACCCGUAGGCCCAGAACAACUACCACAACGACAACCACCACCACAACUACCCCCCGACCCACACACAAUGAGGAUGGUGAAAAUAUUGAAGUUGUAGAUAAGAAUGACAUUCGCAUACAAGCAGCUCCUCUGGUGACUGCCUUUACGGUAAAUUUGGACGAAUCGGGAUCACCCAAACAUGUCGUACCCAUUUUGGAUGCUGUCCAACCCACUGUGGGCAAACUAUUGGCAAGCACCACUCAAAAGAGUACGGAUUCAUUAUUUCAAUCGAAUGCUCGUUAUGAACCCACCAUAACUAAGCUGAAUGUUUUACAAACAGAUGUACCAAAAGUAGCCCUUUCGAAUCCGGCACCCACACAAUCGACAUUUAGUUCAUCGACUUCAGCCGCAAAUACAUUUUCGAAUAUUUUACCUACUUCUGGUCACUAUAUAACGAAACAACCAUUGACCUCAGGUUUGAACCAACAGCCACUCAAUAAUCACAACAACUAUUUGGUGGAGAAACAACGCGAAUUGGAACAACAAAUCUAUCAAUUAAAGCUGCAGGCCCAACAACAGCAAGAACUGAUACUGCGACAGCUAAAAUUACUUGAGGAACAGACGCGACAACGCAAUGCACCAUCAAUCAAUGCACAACAGCAGAUACAGCUUAACCAACAGCAGCAGCAGCAACAACAACAGUUGCCACUAACACAACAUGAUUCUAGUUUUACAAUUCGACCCUCCGUUGAAUUCAUACCGAGUACCCAAACGAAAAUCUCACCUGUAUUUCCCACCUUUCCACAGGAUCAACAGCUACCAUUGAGGGAAUCUAAUGGCAAAUACAUACAAGGAGUCAAUAAUAAGAACUUCCAAUAUUCUAGCAACUCUCUACUGACGGCAACCUCACAUCAGCAACAAUUACCAGCGGCCAAUAAUCCCAUACAACAAAUCUUUCAUAAUUUGCAACAAAAAAUACAAGCACCUCAGCAGCAAACAGGAAAUUCGCAAAGCAUCUCCAGCAUUUCAAGCAUACAAAUCCAGCCCUCAAACCAAUUAAGUAUUGUGCCCACAUUUGCUCCCUCAUUGCCACAGCCGCCGGCAGAACUCUCCCUGGUCCAGGCCUUGCCGCAGAGAAAUUAUCAACAAUUCCAGCAAAAUGCCCCACUCAUACCGCAGUAUGUAACAAAUGCCAUAUUAGAGCGCCAGCAGGAGCAACAGCAAGCAAACUCGCAGCAGCAUAGAUCGCGUUAUUUCCGUCAGGAAGCAGAUACAGGAAAUUUUGGUUUGAAUCAAAUACAAUCAACGAAUUCCAAUAACAUUUUUGCCCCAUUUAAUCAACAGCAACAACAACAACAGCUCAACACUUUUGAUAGUCAAAAUUUCUAUAGGCAGCACUUGAGUCCGGACAUUAGCAAUCAAUUGCAACAGAAUGCCCAACAAUACUAUCAGCAACAACAGCAGCAACAAUCCCCUCAAACAGCUCUUAAUCAUGGCAUUAACAACUUUGCACCGCAACAGUCAGCCGCCUCCUCGCUGGCAUCGACGGCACGUUUCAAUAGCAAUAUCUUCUGAGGUCUGGCACAAAACACCUAAAUCUAAAUCUUCCCUGAGCACUCACAAAGCAAAAUGCACUCGAAAGGAUAGAACACAUCGUUCUGAAUACCAGGGUCAAUUUUUCAUCUUCAAACCUUCAGGGCUUAGCUACAGUGUGACUCACUCGUCUUUGGCACUUUGUAUUAUAAACACUGCCUACUUUCUUCACGCUCCACGUCUACUGCAAUCUAUUCUCUACUGUGACACUUUGCAAUUUUUUAUAUUUUUUUUUUUUUUUUAAAUGCACAUUCCACAAAUAUAUUUCUAAGAAAUUAUGAUUUUUUUGUUCUUUUCUUCUCUGAAUUUUAAGAAAUUUUUUAAAAUUAAGUUUGCUUUGAUGUUGUACAAUUAAGUUGAGUUAUCCACAACGAACAUGUUUUGU